This is a messenger RNA of Pollicipes pollicipes, 1593 nucleotides long. RefSeq names its product collagen alpha-1(I) chain. Lineage: Eukaryota; Metazoa; Arthropoda; Thecostraca; Pollicipedomorpha; Pollicipedidae. The annotation marks the transcript as partial. The transcript is spliced from 10 exons. The record is from RefSeq and is a predicted model, not a curated record.
AUGGGCCCGUUCGGACGUGUGGGCCCGCGCGGCGACCGGGGCCCAUCCGGGGACCCGGGCGCGCGCGGCGACCGCGGCGAGCCCGGCCUCCUCGGCUUCAACGGAGCGCCCGGCCUGCCGGGCGGCCCCGGUCCGCUGGGAGCUCGGGGUGACCCCGGUGUCAAGGGCUGUACCUGCGUGGACGGCCUCCCGGGCCGGGACGGCCUACCGGGCCUGAUCGGGCCGCGCGGAGCAGCAGGUCCCAGCGGCCUGCCCGGACUGCCGGGCGAUCCAGGCGAAGGAGGCUCGGCCGGCGCCAAGGGCGACCCCGGCGAGGACAAACCGCCCGGUCCACCGGGCCUGCCGGGCUUCGCAGGACGGCCAGGCUACAAGGGUCAAGAGGGCGAACAAGGAUAUCGCGGCUCGGUGGGGCCAGUGGGCAUGCCGGGCCGACGUGGUGAGCCGGGCGAGGACCGCCACGGGCCAGCCGGGCCGAAGGGCUUCCAGGGGGAGCAGGGCGCACCCGGCUCUGACCUGACCUAUCUGGACCCGGACAUCAGCCGACCAGGACCAGCGGGGCCGCCGGGCCUCCCUGGCCCGCUGGGCUGGCCAGGAGAGCCGGGCGCCUAUGGCCCACCGGGCCCUGGCGGUCAACCCGGCUGGCCCGGCACGCCCGGCCGCAAGGGACCGCCCGGCUGGCGGGGCAGCGACGGACCACGUGGCAAGCUGGGCCGACCUGGCCCGCCGGGGCAGUUCGGAGCCAAGGGCGUGCUGGGCACGGCUGGCGAGACCGGCCGGCCAGGCCUGCCUGGUCUCAAGGGCCUGCCGGGUGUGGCCGGCGUGCCGGGGAGGCCCGGGCUGCAGGGUGACCCAGGCCCCAAGGGCCUCUACGACCCGAGCAUCGGUGGCCCGCUGCUCGGGCCUCCCGGCGACCAGGGCGACUACGGCGCGCCGGGCCCCGCCGGCCUGCCCGGCCUGGACGGCCUGGACGGCAGGGGACCGUCAGAACCCGGCGCCCCGGGCCGCGACGGCCGCCCGGGCGGCGAAGCCGGGCCCCGUGGUCCGGCGGGCUCCCGAGGCCCUGAGGGCUUCGUCGGCCGCCGCGGCCUCCCGGGAGCCCCCGGCCGCGGUUUCGACGGCCCCGACGGCCGGCCAGGACGCCCCGGCCUCGACGGCUUGCCCGGACGCCGAGGAGACACCGGCUUCCAAGGCGAACCGGGCCCGCCCGGGCCGUCGGGCCCGCCGGGUCCGCCGGGUCUGGACGGCUUGCCCGGCCCGGACGGCACGGACGGUCUGCCGGGCCCCAGUGGCCCGCCGGGUGACGACUGUACCCCAUAUGGAGGGUCGCCGUGCCAGAAGGGCGAACGUGGCUGGCCGGGACUGCCCGGCCGGCCCGGCCCGGACGGGGUCGCCGGUCCCCGCGGUCCCUUCGGACCACCGGGACUGCCAGGCCUGGUGGGCCGCAGCGGCUACCCCGGUCUCGAUGGACUGCCCGGCGCUGCAGGCGUGGCCGGCUCGCCCGGCUGGCCCGGUUCCCCCGGCCUCCUGAUCAUGCCGCCGGGCACCGCCGGCGACAGGGGGGCACCAGGCGCGCCGGGCUUCCGCGACGGCGAG